Melospiza georgiana is the source of this 3623-nucleotide messenger RNA. RefSeq names its product armadillo repeat containing 9 (gene ARMC9). Gene Ontology annotation, molecular function: protein binding. The record is from RefSeq and is a predicted model, not a curated record. Lineage: Eukaryota; Metazoa; Chordata; Aves; Passeriformes; Passerellidae. The coding region runs from base 151 to 2619 and encodes 822 amino acids. Gene Ontology annotation, cellular component: ciliary basal body; centriole; ciliary tip. Gene Ontology annotation, biological process: cilium assembly. The transcript is spliced from 25 exons.
UCUGUCUGUCUGUCUGUGUCUCUCCUCAUGCCCUCUGGAGGUGCCGUGGCUGAUGGGCUGCGCUGUGUGAGCCCUGUGCUCUGCACUAACACCCUUUCUUUGCCGUUUUCCAGCUUUAUCAGCGAUGAGAAGUAGCAGCAGCCAUUAGCAAUGGGUGAUGUUUUAGCAUAUGAGGCCGAGUUACUUGGACUAGUGAAAGAGUACUUGGAUUUUGCCGGAUUUCAAGAAACAGUGAAAGUAUUUAAAAAGGAAUGUAAAAUAAAAGGGAAGCCACUGCCUAAACCAGCAAAUGUUUCCUCAGAAGAUUCAUUGCCUGUUCAGGAAGAAAUGCUUACAGCAUUUGAAGAUGGUGAUCAGAAAGUUUUCUUCCAGCUCUGGGAGGAGCAUAUUUUGUCUUCACUCCAUGACAGUGAUCCAGCUGCUCAGAACCUGGAGUUUUAUCUCCACAUCUACUUUGCCACCUUCCUCUUGAAACAAACUAUGGGAAAGCCUGACAAAGCUGAACUUGAUGAAAGGAUUUCUUAUUUCAAGGCAUACCUGGAAACAAAAGGAGCUGCACUGAGCCAGACUACAGAGUUUCUUCCCUUCUAUGCUUUGCCAUUUGUUCCAAACCCCAUGGUGCAUCCUUCCUUUAAAGAACUUUUCCAGGAUUCUUGGACACUGGAUUUAAGGACAAGAUUGGAAACGUUCCUGUCUCAGGCUCUCAAAGCCAGACAGACUCCUCGGCUUCUCACUAUAUUUAAGGAGAGUGGACAGUGCAACAAAGAAAUGAUGCAACACCUUCAUCAGCAGUUAGUGAAGCGUGAGCACAGGUACAUGACCAACCUGAAACGACUGCGCAAGUUGCAGAUGGACUACCGUGGUCUCCUUGAAGUCACUGCAGAGCUGGUGGAUUCUUUGGAGGCCACAGUCACUGGCAAGAUGAUUACACCAGAAUAUAUUCAAAAUGUUUGUGCUUGCUUGUUUAGCAAUCAUUUGAAACAAUCUGUAACACACAACAUUGACUUCACAAGGCCUGGAACUGGAUAUUACUCUAUGAGCCCUUGUGAUGACGGAUAUGCUUCCACACUGAUAAGAGCAUCUUUAUCCUCUAUGAAGGUGCAGGAUGUGCCAUUGCUGCCCUCUCUGGAUUAUGAGAAGCUGAAGAAAGAUUUGAUUACAGGCAGUGAUCGUCUCAAGGCCCUCCUACUGCAGGCUCUGCGCUGGCGCUUGACAACGUCAUAUCCUGGUGAACAGAGAGACACUAUCAUGCAAGCCUACAUCAAUAAUGACCUCCUGGACUGCCACAGCAACUGUCAGAGAAGUGUCCUCCAAUUAUUAUAUUCUAAAAGUGAGGUAGUCAGACAGUAUAUGGCAAGGCUCAUCAAUGCUUUUGCUUCACUGAUAGAAGGUCGUGCCUACCUUUCUCAGAACCCAACAUUGCUGCAAAUGCUGGAGGACAGACUGAAAGCUGAAGACAAGGAUUCCCUUACAUGGGAGAAUGUUCUGGGGGCUCUGCAGAAAUUCAGCCUCAGGCGCACACUGCAGUCAGCAAUGAUCCAGGAUGGGCUCAUUUUCUGGCUGGUUGAUGUUCUAAUAGACCCAGAUUGCCUGUCUGAUUACAACCUGGAGUAUUGUGCUGCCCUGCUCAUGAAUCUUUGUCUGAGGAGUGCAGGGAAGAAAAUAUGUGCAAGUAUCCCAAACGCCAUGCUCAGAGUUCUUUCUGGUCUUCUUGACCACGAGAAUCCUAAGGUCCAGUCAUAUGUGAAUGGAGUACUGUACAGUAUUCUGGCCAUCCCUUCUGUCCGAGAAGAAGCCAGAGAAAUGGGGAUGGAAGAAAUUCUGCGCUGCUUUAUCAAGGAAAGAAACGAAGAGAUGGUUCGACAGAUGGAAUUUGUUAUCAAGCAACUCAAUUCAGAAGAGCCAUUCAAUGACAAUAUUGUGUCUGAUGAUGAUGAGGAAGAGGAGUAUGAGGAAGAGGACAAUGACAUCCUGGAGCCUGAUCUGGACAAAGAUGAGGUUUUGCUGCCUCAGCUGGGGGAACUUUCCGGAGAGAAGCUGCUAACAACGGAGUACUUGGGAAUAAUGACUCACACUCCAAAAACUAAGAAGAAGCAAUUUGCUGGUGUCCAUCAGAGUAUAGAUGAGCCACUCCAGAGACCUGUGACACCAGGUUAUCACAGACCUGCAUAUCUAAUGCCAGAAAACGGUUCCAGUUCCUGUCACAACAGGGAUGAGAAGCUGCAGUCUCCAGCAAGUGGUGCCUCUUCCACUUGUGGUGGGAGACAGUCCAGCAUUUCUGACUUCUGCAUUUCCCCCUCAUCAGUUGAAAUGAAGUCAUCUGAAGCAUUUGCAUCAGGCCAUAGAAUGGACAAACGCAUCCCAGAUCCUUUAUCUUCUCAAUCUGCUGGCUUCACUGAGGACAAAGUAAAUGGUCCAUCACACAGUGACUUUGCCCUGGCCUUCACCAGCAAACCCAAGAUCCCGCGCACUCCUGACGGGCAGAGCAGCAGCCCCAGGAAGGGAAAGGUCCCAGCCAUUGCCCCCCAGUUCUCUCAGUCUGGACCCCAACAAGCAAGCCAUCCAAGCUCCCCAGGAUCUGCAAGGAGUAGACAGAGCAGCCAGUCCUACAGGAAGUGAGAACAGUUCCUUUCCUCGAGAAUCACCUGUCACAUUGCUGAAGGACAGAGCCAGCUUCCUGUAAUGAGCUUCACUGGUGACUGCAGAGGAGAGUGAGGCUGUUGGCACUGCAGGCCUUGCACAGGGACUGGGGAUUAUCUGAUGGGAUGUGUCUGUGGCCUCUAAAACUGCCUAAGACAAGGGCCUUGUUAUUCGAAUUUGAGUCUCAGCAGCAGCCCAGGACUGACAGAGGACAUGGAUAUUUUCUGAUUGUUUGCUCUAAAGUGACAUUGCCACCUUGAGAAGGAACUCUUGCUCUCUGCCUUCUGUGUCAGUGUAAAUGUCUCUGGAAACAGAAUGUAGGCUCAGCCCAGGAUUCUUACCAAGAAACUGCAUUUUUUACUUAUUGCUUGCUGAAGCAGCCUGCCAAUUGCUUUUUUAAAAUUUUGCCUGUGUGACUGGGUUGGGAGGUGUCUGUGUCCAAAGGAUCUGUGUGAAGAGGGACAGUGUCUGCCACAUGUGCAGAGCCUUGCAGCCCAGAGCACUCCUGUGUGGGGUGAGAUCUUCCUGACCCUGAAGAGGAGGUAUUUUAUCAGCUUCUGGUUGACCUGUAGCAGAUGAAAAACACUGUUACAGUGCCCAAGGCACCAUCCAUGCUCACCUCUGAGCUCUUUAUCUGCAGCAAUUACUCCUAUUACUUCUUUCUGCAUUUUUUUGUUUAACAUCUGUGGAAUGAAAAAUAUCCUUUUUUUCCCUGGAAUGAAGAGCUUUGCUUCUUCAUUCAUAGAAGAAACCAUGAGAAUGUGAACAGAUCAGAAGCAACUUUCUCUUUACAUGUAACUGUGCUCCAUCAUCUUUGGUGUUUGUUGGCUUUUUUAUGUUCCUCACUUCAGAGCAAUGACUGUUUAUGUCUUUAUGGAAUUUGUGCUGGUCUUUGGUGCAUGUGAAGUGCUGGCUAGACAAGAGAUAUCAGGAAUCCUUCCACUAAAUAAAAAGCAGCAGUUAGUUCUGCCAGUGAAUUACAA